UUUAAAUUAUUAUACAGAAACUUGAGAAGAAAGAGAGAGCCCAAAACCAGACAAACCCCUCACUUUCUGCGAAAUUUUGAUUCAUUUGUUUACACAGAGAGUGUCUCUGCGAUCACUCUCAUCCGAUUUCCUCCAUUAACUCAACCUUUUCUCAGGUAUUUAUCUCCCAACUUCUUCUAAUGCUUCUAUUUCACUUUUGAGAUUUCGACUCUUUUCGAAUUCACAUGGAAUUCAGUGUUUUCUUUCUUUUUAUUUGGGGGCGAGAAGAACAUUAGAUUUUUUAAAAGAUGUCUGGGCAAAAUCAGCGAUUAAAUGUAGUUCCCACUGUUACUAUGCUGGGAGUUAUGAAAGCACGUCUUGUUGGUGCAACAAGAGGCCAUGCUCUUCUCAAGAAAAAGAGUGAUGCUUUAACUGUGCAGUUCCGUCAGAUUCUGAAAAAGAUAGUGUCAACGAAGGAAUCAAUGGGAGAUGUGAUGAAAGCUUCAUCAUUUGCGCUAACUGAGGCCAAAUAUGUUGCUGGUGAAAACAUCAAGCACAUUGUCCUGGAGAAUGUUCAAACUGCAACUCUUAAAGUUCGUUCAAGGCAAGAGAACAUUGCUGGUGUGAAGCUUCCGAAGUUUGAUUAUUUUACUGAGGGUGAAACCAAGAAUGACCUCACUGGAUUGGCUCGUGGUGGACAACAGAUCCAACUCUGCCGUGCUGCUUAUGUGAAAGCAAUCGAGGUUCUUGUUGAGCUCGCCUCACUUCAAACAUCAUUUUUAACUCUCGACGAAGCAAUCAAGACAACAAAUCGUCGUGUUAAUGCCUUGGAGAAUGUUGUGAAACCGAGAAUAGAGAAUACCAUAACUUACAUCAAGGGAGAGUUGGAUGAGCUGGAAAGGGAAGAUUUCUUCAGGCUAAAGAAGAUUCAGGGCUACAAGAAAAGGGAAAUUGAGAGACAGAUGGCAGCUGCCAAGAACUUUGCCGAGGAGCAGGCUGCGGAGCACUUGUCGCUUAAGAGAGGAAUUUCUCUUCAUUCAGCUCAAGACAUAUUGUCUUCGGAGAAGGAUGAAGAUAUAAUUUUCUGAUAUGGGUACAAGUUUAUAUUGUUAUAUUCUUUCUUAGGGUGUGUGGAUCUUUCUCUGGUUCCAGUUCAGAGGUGGAAAGUUUCGACUAUGGACAAUCUUCUGAGAUCUGAAUAAUAAAGCUCCCUGUAUGCUGCUUCUAUUUAUUGUGUAUUAUUUAUGACCAAUUUUCAUAAUCAUUUCAGGGUUUUGAAUUAUGCAAGGUUUAUUUAUUUAUUGGUUCUUGCGUUAUGCCUCAUAAACCAAAUUCGAAGAUAGUGUCCAUUGUAAUAGUUCCCAUUUUUAUAGUUUCAAACAUAAUGUCCUAGCUUCCAUGUUUUAGCAUUGUGCUUGGAAAGUUUGACAAACACAAGUUCAUUUAAUAAAUUAUUUACUUAUGUUGGGUUAGAAA
Molecule: messenger RNA, 1455 nt
Organism: Cannabis sativa
Lineage: Eukaryota; Viridiplantae; Streptophyta; Magnoliopsida; Rosales; Cannabaceae
Product: V-type proton ATPase subunit D
Exons: 2
Coding region: 288-1067 (259 amino acids)
Cellular component (GO): vacuolar membrane; proton-transporting V-type ATPase complex
Molecular function (GO): proton-transporting ATPase activity, rotational mechanism
Source: RefSeq, a predicted model, not a curated record